Molecule: messenger RNA, 1452 nt
Organism: Penicillium diatomitis
Lineage: Eukaryota; Fungi; Ascomycota; Eurotiomycetes; Eurotiales; Aspergillaceae
Product: indoleamine 2,3-dioxygenase
Exons: 2
Coding region: 1-1452 (483 amino acids)
Biological process (GO): 'de novo' NAD+ biosynthetic process from L-tryptophan
Cellular component (GO): cytoplasm
Molecular function (GO): heme binding; metal ion binding; indoleamine 2,3-dioxygenase activity
Source: RefSeq, a predicted model, not a curated record
AUGCUACCUCCAGUGCCUUCCCUGGCGGCAUACGGUCUGUCGCCGGAACACGGAUUCCUGCCGCCAGAGCUGCCGCUCGAGACCUUACCUGACCUCUACUAUGCAAAAUGGGAAGCAAUUGCGGCAAACCUGCAGCCGUUGCUACUCAGCAAGCGCAUUCGACCCGUGAUUGAUCGACUUCCUCUGCUCUCCACAGAGCACCUGCAGACGGAGGCCGAGUGGCGUCGUGCAUAUGUGAUCUUGGUCUUUCUGCUCCACAGCUAUGUCUGGGGCGGGGAGCGCCCAGCCGAGAGAAUUCCACCGCAGCUUACGGUGCCCUUAUACCAAGUCUGCGAGCGCCUGGAGGUGCCCCCCGUAGCGACCUACGCGGGAGUCUGUCUUUGGAACUAUAAGCCCAUCUUCCCCGACGAGCCUGCCGAUAGCCUCGACAACCUCGCCUGCCUACAGACAUUCACAGGCUCUCUCGAUGAGCAAUGGUUUUAUCUGGUAUCUGUGGCGAUCGAGGCACAGGGCGCUCCGGCACUUCCCCUGAUGCUGCAGGCGAUUGCGGCCGCUCGCGCCGGGAAUGCGAGCCAGGUCACCGCCUGUUUACAGCGGCUUGCCGAGAUUAUCGACGAGAUUACCUUGCUGUUGCAACGAUUAUAUGAGAAUUGCGACCCCCACGUUUUUUAUCACCGGAUACGGCCCUACCUAGCCGGCAGCAAGAACAUGAGUGAGGCGGGCCUCCCUCACGGUCUGCUAUACGAUGACGGGACCAAUCCCCCCGAGUAUCGCCAGUACGGCGGUGGGAGCAAUGCGCAAAGCUCACUGAUUCAGUUCUUCGAUAUUGUCCUAGGCGUGGAACAUCGUCCGACGGGGGUCGGCCCCCACGACCAGAAGAAGUCGUCGUCGCCGUCUACUUCAGGAACAGCAAGGCCGCGUCACGGGUUUAUUCACGAGAUGCGCGAAUACAUGCCGGGCUCGCAUCGUCGGUUUUUGCAAGAUGUCGAAGCUGUUGCCAACAUCCGCGCUUAUGUCGACGCUCGGCGCACGGAUCCUGCCUUGCGGAUUGCCUACGAUGCCUGUUUGUCGAUGUUGCGAAACAUGCGCGACAAGCACAUCCAGAUUGUUUCCCGCUACAUUAUUGUUCAGUCUCGUGGGAACCAACAAGCACCACCGUCCAGUAUGCGUCCUGCGGCCAUGAAUCUAGCUACCGUGGUCCCCACGGACGGUAAAAAGCUACGUGGUACGGGUGGUACCGCGCUCAUUCCUUUCCUCAAACAAGCCAGAGAUGAGACAGGUGAGCCUGCCAUCGAUGCGUGGGCGCGACGACUGCUCAGUAAUACACCCGGUGCAAUGGACUCGGCCUCGCUGAGCAAGGUGGGAGAGCAACCGGAUGGACAUCUUCAAGUGGUUGGCCUCUGCGGGACGUGGACGGCCGACGACAGCGAAGGUGGCAUCUGCCACUGGUGA